Molecule: messenger RNA, 4297 nt
Organism: Pleuronectes platessa (European plaice)
Lineage: Eukaryota; Metazoa; Chordata; Actinopteri; Pleuronectiformes; Pleuronectidae
Gene: gria3a
Product: glutamate receptor, ionotropic, AMPA 3a
Exons: 16
Coding region: 137-2797 (886 amino acids)
Biological process (GO): modulation of chemical synaptic transmission; synaptic transmission, glutamatergic; monoatomic ion transport
Cellular component (GO): postsynaptic membrane; dendritic spine; plasma membrane
Molecular function (GO): transmitter-gated monoatomic ion channel activity involved in regulation of postsynaptic membrane potential; AMPA glutamate receptor activity
Source: RefSeq, a predicted model, not a curated record
UGAGUGAGUGAGAGAACGAGCCGCCGCCGCAUCUUGUGGAUUUCUUUGCGCAUAACCAGCCCGUGUACAUGCUUCUCCCUGCUCCUCUUCCUCCGUCACGUCCACGCCACGAGUUGGUUUCACUUCUCGGAGAAAGAUGUGGCAUCGCGCAUUAGCGACAGUCCUCGUUUUGUUGCGUUUUGCGGGUCACUCGCUGGCAGGUUUUCCGAAUCAGAUCAACAUCGGUGGACUUUUCAUGCGCUCUACAGUGCAGGAGCACAGCGCCUUCAGGUUUGCUGUGCAGCUGUACAACACCAACCAGAAUGCGACGGAGAAACCCUUCCACCUCAAUUACAAUGUCGACAACCUGGAGUCCUCAAACAGCUUCUCUGUCACACAUGCCUUCUGCUCCCAGUUCUCCCGGGGAGUCUACGCCAUCCUCGGCUUCUACGACAGGAAGUCCAUGAACACGCUGACCUCCUUCUGUGGGGCGCUGCACACCUCCUUCAUCACGCCCAGCUUCCCCAUCGAUGCUGAUGUGCAGUUCGUCAUCCAGAUGAGGCCCGGUUUGCGAGGGGCUGUCCUCAGUCUGCUGGACCAUUACAAGUGGGAGAAGUUCGUCUACCUUUACGACACUGAUAGAGGUUUUGCAAUCCUCCAGGCCAUCAUGGAGUCGGCUGUAGCCAAUAACUGGCAGGUGACAGCCCGCUCGGUGGGGAACAUUGUGGACCCCACUGAGUACAGACGCAUCAUCGAGGAGAUGGACCGGCGGCAGGAGAAACGCUUCCUCAUCGACUGUGAGGUGGACCGGAUCAACUCCAUACUGGAGCAGGUGGUGAUCGCGGGAAAGAACAGCCGAGGAUACCACUACAUCCUCGCCAACUUGGGGUUUUCAAACGUGAGCCUGGACCGGGUCUUUGCUGGUGGAGCCAACAUCACAGGCUUCAAGAUCAUCAACCCAGACAGCGUCAUCGUCCAACAGUUCCUCCAGCGCUGGGAGCGCCUGGAUGAAAGAGAAUUUCCAGAAGCCAAAAACACUCCGCUGAAGUAUACAUCAGCGCUGACCCACGACGCCAUCCUUGUGAUUGUGGAGGCCUUCCGGUACCUGCGGCGGCAGCGAGUGGACGUGUCUCGCAGGGGGAGUGCGGGCGACUGCCUCGCCAACCCCGCCGUGCCCUGGAGCCAAGGCAUCGACAUCGAGAGAGCCCUCAAAAUGGUCCAAGUACUUGGUAUGACGGGAAACAUCCAGUUUGACACAUUUGGUCGACGAACUAAUUACACUAUCGAUGUGUACGAGAUGAAAACAGGAGGCCCGAGGAAGAUCGGCUACUGGAAUGAGUACGAAAAAUUUGUAUAUAUAAUGGAUCAGCAGGUCACCAACGAGUCCUCUUCUGUGGAAAACCGAACAAUUGUGGUCACUACUAUUAUGGAAGCUCCGUAUGUGAUGUACAAGAAAAACUAUAUGCAGAUGGAGGGGAAUGACAGAUAUGAAGGCUACUGUGUCGAUUUAGCUUCUGAAAUUGCAAAACAUGUGGGGAUAAGAUAUAAGCUGUCAGUAGUUCCCGAUGGGAAGUACGGCGCCAGAGACCCAGAGACCAAGACCUGGAACGGCAUGGUGGGAGAACUGGUUUACGGGAGAGCUGACAUAGCCGUGGCUCCUCUAACUAUAACACUGGUGCGGGAGGAAAUGAUAGACUUCUCUAAGCCCUUCAUGAGCCUGGGCAUCUCCAUUAUGAUUAAGAAGCCUCAAAAGUCCAAACCCGGGGUGUUUUCCUUCCUGGACCCGCUGGCCUAUGAGAUUUGGAUGUGUAUAGUCUUUGCCUAUAUUGGCGUGAGUGUGGUGCUCUUCCUGGUGAGCCGGUUCAGCCCAUAUGAGUGGCAUCUCGACGAGAACGAUGAGGCCAAAGACCCUCAGAGCCCCCCAGACCCUCCGAACGACUUUGGGAUUUUUAAUAGCCUGUGGUUCUCCCUGGGCGCCUUCAUGCAGCAAGGAUGCGAUAUCUCGCCAAGGUCUCUGUCCGGGCGCAUCGUCGGAGGAGUGUGGUGGUUCUUCACCCUCAUCAUCAUCUCCUCCUACACGGCCAACCUGGCUGCCUUCCUCACCGUGGAGAGGAUGGUCUCUCCGAUCGAGAGCGCAGAGGACUUGGCCAAGCAGACGGAGAUCGCCUACGGGACGUUAGACUCAGGCUCCACUAAAGAGUUCUUUAGGCGCUCCAAAAUAGCAGUUUAUGAGAAAAUGUGGUCUUACAUGAAAUCGGCAGAACCGUCAGUGUUUGCCAAGACAACACCAGACGGGGUGUCCCGGGUACGAAAGUCGAAGGGCAAGUUCGCCUUUCUGCUCGAGUCCACUAUGAACGAGUACAUAGAGCAGCGGAAGCCGUGCGACACCAUGAAAGUGGGCGGGAACCUCGACUCUAAGGGCUAUGGCGUGGCCACACCCAAAGGCUCUGCAUUAGGAACUCCUGUAAACCUUGCAGUAUUGAAACUCAGUGAACAAGGCAUCUUAGACAAGCUGAAAAACAAAUGGUGGUACGAUAAGGGUGAAUGUGGAACCAAGGACUCUGGAAGUAAGGACAAGACAAGUGCACUAAGCCUGAGCAACGUGGCAGGAGUCUUCUAUAUUCUGGUAGGAGGGCUUGGCCUGGCUAUGACCGUGGCUUUGAUAGAGUUCUGCUAUAAGUCUCGGCAAGAAACCAAAAGACUGAAGCUGGCAAAGAACGCCCAGAACUUUAAGCCAGCCCCUCCGGCAAACACCCAGAAUUUUGCCACGUACCGUGAAGGCUACAACGUGUACGGGACAGAGAGUGUUAAAAUCUAGAUGAGAUGAAACGUGUCGAUUCCCACUGGUGCAUCUGGAUGGAAACAGCCUCUGUGUGACCCCGACACCUCGCGGCUGGCAUCCUGGGAGCAGCAGCCUUCCUUCUCAUCAGCUUGGACACAAGCCUACAAGUUAACAAGUGCUCAUUUUGGGGUCGUGAGACCCGUCACACUAACAGAGGGCAAUGACGCAACAGGACUCUUUGCUUCUGGAAACAUGGAAGUUGCCUCUUGUAGUGCCUUAUGGAGCAUUUCGGCGUCAUGGCAAUGCAAUUAAAAUUGAAUUCACUUGAAAACAAACAAAAAAGAAAUCUGUGGACGUUGGGCAAACCAUUGCUUCAAAUGACAAUUAGACGAACUGUUGUAAUUUUUUCUAUUUUGAAGAAGAAGAAGAAGAAGUAGAAGAAAAAAAAGCCAUGAAUUGCAAUCAAAACAUCCUGGAGUACUUAUUGAGUCACUGGAAUCCUUUGCUGACAUAUUUUGUGGUGAAAUCUUGAGUUGGAUAAAUGUUAUAUUUAGUGAAGUAAAGUCAUUUUCUUGUUUUACUAUAAGACUAUUUUCAGUGUCAUAAUAUUUAAGACAAGCAUCAAUCGAUAAGGAUAGGUACCAAUAAACCAGACGACAUUUCGCCCCAGUUUUCAUGCAGAAAAAUAUCAAUAAUAUGAAAGUAGUGGUCAUCUUAGGUGGUGUUACUGUGGAAGCCUGAACGUACGACUCUGUUUUCACUUAGACGCUUGUUUUGAAUCAACUUGCUGAGACUGCAUUUGUUUUAACUGCCACACGUUUGCAGCGGGACGGUUUUUUAUUGACAUGAGGUCGACUUUUAAUCACUUGUGCCAUACUUUUAAAUUCAGAGGAAUUAGAAAAAAUCCUUUAGACAUAGGUGGCCGACCCCCCCCCCCCCCCCCCCUUUUGAUGUAAGAGCAUAUUCACAAUGGUUUGACUGGGCUUAUGGUUUACACUUUGUACACACUUAGAAGCUGCUCUCGUGUAAAUGCACCGUCUGCAGCUGUGGAUCUUACUGGUCUACGAUAACACACCACGGCUUCUUUGGUUGUGAUGAGCGGUCCGCGUCCAUAUGCAGCAGGAGAGCUGGUGAACUGUACAUUGAGGAGAGAGCUAUGAAUGAAACAUUUGUCUGUUUGUAUAAGUGAACUUUUUAUAAAACUGAAAGAGGAAAAAAGCAGAAAAAAAAAACACUACAAACCAUGUUCGCCUACAUUCAUUUAGUAUCUCAGACUUUCUCAUCCUUUUUCUUCCCAGAUAAAGUGCAUGUGAAUUUGGUGAGACGUUUUUUCGCCAAAUUGCAAACUCCAGAAGCGGACCCUGGUUUAUUGUCCGCUGACGACGUUAGAUCCACUUUGGUUUUUAGUUUCUCCAGUUCAUUUGUAACAGUACCUCAGCCAUGAGAGUUGCAUGUGUGGACACAGUGAACCUCUGUGGAGAGGACAUGUACAAAGGAUUUUAUUACAUUUCCUUAAUAAAAGCAGGUUUAUAUUCA